Molecule: messenger RNA, 498 nt
Organism: Knipowitschia caucasica
Lineage: Eukaryota; Metazoa; Chordata; Actinopteri; Gobiiformes; Gobiidae
Source: the annotation of a GenBank genome assembly
AUGAACCAAGCUCGCUUCAGCUCCCCCCUGCUGCAGCGGGACGGCCCGCCGGACCAGGACAGCGCGGUGUUCUGGUGUCGCUCCAGUGGAGGGUUCCCCAAACCCAUCGUGUCCUGGCUCAUCAACGAAACGGAGCAGCCCCCAGAGGACUCUGUCUGGACCCAGGUCGCCCCCGUCCCAGACAACAACCUCUACAACGUGACGAGCAAGCUCACCGUCAACAUCAGCAGCGACGACAGCGUGUCCUGCUCCAUCAUGAACCAGUGGAUGAACGAGACCCUCACCUCCAGGAGCAGUGGAGUGACAGACAACACGUUCCGGAGCCGUGCGUCUGAAGGCAUGUGGAUGUUCAGUACUGGACUGUGCGUUGCCGUGGGGAUCAUGGUGGGAGCGGGCGUGGCCUAUCAGAUUCACCUGGACCGCAUCAUUCGCAAAAAGCAUAAAUUCUUAGAAGAAACGGAAGAAGAAAUGUUGACGUCAAAAGAGACCAGUGUUUGA